Acanthoscelides obtectus is the source of this 2064-nucleotide messenger RNA. NCBI's taxonomy places the organism in Eukaryota, Metazoa, Arthropoda, Insecta, Coleoptera, Chrysomelidae. The record is from the annotation of a GenBank genome assembly.
AUUAGUUUGCAUCUCAAAACUCUUUGAGAAUUUGAGUAACUGCCGAACAUUUCUCACUGUGCGCCGCUGAAACAUCACAAUACCAAUACUUGCCAAAGCUUGAACAAGCCGCUUUAAAGCGCUACUUAAGCCCAGCGCUCGCUCAAAGCGAGUCAUUUUCCGGAAGCGCCACGAACAGGCAGCAGGCGCGCCUAAAAAUACGCUUCUAUUGGUCCGCGCUCGCUUAACAAUUGACUAAGGACUAACGCGGAGUGCUCGAAGUGAGAUAUGCGUAAUGCGAAGUGAUAGACUCGGGACGCAAAGUCUUUCGGUUAGUUUUAGUCAUUUGUUUCGGGAGUGGAGUGGAUAACCGAAAGGAUGAAGAUUGUAUCUGGGUCCAACAUGAAGAUACAUCAGGGGAGAGCGUUGUUCCAGUAUUUGGCGUCAUUUAGUGUGUUGCUGGAUUUCGCUGAUAACAGCUUGGAGUCAGAUACUUCAGGAAGAUGAUCUACCUCCGCAGAAACACUUUUUUCCCUCUUGCUUAUGUCUAACUACACUGACAUAUAAAAUACUGUUCAAGAAAAACAAUACUUACUAGCUGCUCUCGCCAUAAUAACGAGUGGCAUGCACUAUGGCUGGCCAUCUCCUUCCAUACCAAAGCUAACCAUGGAAGACCUGAUUACGGAUGAUGAAGGAUCAUGGAUGGCUGUGAUGCCGCUGUUGGGUGCAAUCAUGGGCUCGAUGAUGGUGGGAGCCACAGUUGACAUCCUCGGGAGGAAGCGAACUAUUCUCAUAUCGUCUCUGCCUUACUUCGCCACUUGGAUCAUGGUAGCCUGUUCCAGAUCCGUAGCAGUACUCUACGCGGCCAGGUUCCUAGCUGGGAUUGCUGACGGAUGGGUGUUCACAGCGGUACCAAUGUACAUCGGUGAAAUUGCAGAAGCAAGGAUAAGAGGUCUACUUGGUACCUUAGUACCCACUGCCUUCAUCGCUGGGAUUCUGGCUAUCAACGUGAUUGGCUCGUACCUCAGCAUCACCAUGGCAGCGUUUGUCUCUAGCAUCAUACCGAUCCUGACACUGCUAACAUUCUGCUGGAUGCCCGAAUCUCCGUAUUACCUGUUGAUGAGGAGCAACCCAAUCCAAGCUAAAAAAAGCCUUCAGACCUUCAGAGGUACCCAAGACGUGGAAGUGGAGGUAGCAAGGCUCACAGCGGCUGUGAAAUCACAAAUGUCAAACUCAGGAAGGUUCAUAGACUUAUUUGUUGUGAAGACCAAUAGGAAACCAUUGCUGAUAAUGGUGCUGCUAAGAGCAGCCCAACAAUUAAGCGGUUCGGCAGCUAUCACUUUUUACACGCAAAGCAUUUUUAUGGAAUCCGGGGCUGACAUAUCCAAAGAAGCGGCUUCGAUAACGUUUUUUGCGGUGCAAAUGGUCAUGUCACUGAUCUGUUCUGCCUUAGUAGACAAAUGCGGGAGAAGACCCCUAUUAAUUAUAUCCCUAUCGGGAUCCGCCAUAUCACUAUUCGCUGAGGCAACCUACUUCUACAUAGACCAGAACACAGUUAUAGACACUUCCUCGUUCACCUUUGUACCUGUAGCUGCGCUAAUACUCUUCGUAAUCAUGUUCACAAUAGGUAUGCAAGCUAUCCCACUGGUGAUGUUAGGCGAACUGUUCGCGACAAACAUCAAAGCUUUCGGGUUGUGCUUCGCAGAUAUUUAUUUCGCUGUCUUAGCUACUCUUGUGUCAAAGUUCUUCCAAAUAAUGAGAGACAGUGUCGGCAUUUAUGUACCGUUUUAUACUUUUGCGGUUAGUUGUGUUAUAGGCUUAGUUUUAAUUUGUAUAUUUGUACCUGAAACUAAGGGUAAGACGUUGGAGGAAAUUCAAAUAUACUUCUCCGGUGAAGAGAAAAGUGAUGUAAUGGAUAACAAAUGUAGUGAUGAGCAAAUAUAAUAGUGUGAUGUUAGUAAUAAGCUUUUUGUACGAAUAUUAGGUUUAAGAUUGUUUAGAUGUUGUAUAGAUACUUGUAAAUACGGUCUUUUUGUAAUUCGAAAUAAAGUGAUAUUUUGAAUAAAUUGUUUAUAAUAUAUGUUG